AUGGCGGCAAUUAAAGAAAUCAAAUUGGAAAUGGAGUCACUCCGUACAGAAAUGAAGGGUUCAAAGCCCAGUGAUGAGUCAAGACAAAGAAAUCGAAGAGUGCCAAGAAAGUCAUUAUGUACUUCAUGUCAAGAAACCGGACAGAGUAGCUGCUCACACUGCUUUAUUUGUGGUGCCGACAACCACUUUGCAGCUGGCUGUCGCAAGAGAUCUACUAAAUCAUCUUUAAAUGGACAGAGGCUACUGAAGGGGGACCGCCAGUGUAGUUAUUGUAACAAGAAUAUAAAUGUAUCGGACGAACUUAAACGUUGCUCAGACUGCAAAAUCGCUUUCUACUGUUCAAGAAAGUGCCAAAAAGAACAGUGGCCUAUGCAUAAACAUUUGUGUGUUACUUUGAAGAAAAUGGCGGAAGAGAAACAGAAUCAGAGCCAACAGAAAGUUGACCAAGCAACAUGGGUUAGUCAUUUAACUCCAAAACAAUUGGGAAAAAUGGCAAACCUUGUUGGGGAAAAGUGUUUGGUGAACUGUUUCUUAAAUGGCCGUCAACUUGAGGUUUUGUGGGACACAGGGGCUCAAGUGUCGAUAAUGACAAAUGAUUUCUUAAAUGCAAAGUUCCCUGGUGUCAAGAAACGAGAUAUAAGUGAGCUUCUGGACAGUCCCUUGGAAAUAAAUGCUGCUAAUGGAACAGCAAUCCCGUACACUGGAUGGGCUGAGUUAGAGUUUAGAUUACUAUCUUCUGGUAAAGAAGAGACCAUAGUAAUGGUACCAUUUCUGAUUACAUCAGAGGAGUUGAACUACCCAAUAGUAGGAUACAAUGUCAUCAAAGAAAUUGUAAAAUGUGAUUGUGUGACUGUGUCCUGA
This is a messenger RNA of Paramuricea clavata, 861 nucleotides long. Lineage: Eukaryota; Metazoa; Cnidaria; Anthozoa; Malacalcyonacea; Plexauridae. The record is from the annotation of a GenBank genome assembly.